AUGGUUGCGGUGGCGAUGGUGGGGGUGGUGGUGAUGGUCAAGGUUGCGAUGGAUAAAGAAGGAAGGGUGGACAUUGGUGACAAGAUGGAGGUGGCAACGAGAAAAGAGCAUACGACGAAUGGAAUUAGUGGAUUGCCAGACGACAUCGUCACUGCCAUCCUGUCUCUUUUGACACUUAAGGAAGCUGCAAGUACUAGUGUUCUCUCUCGCAGAUGGAGAUAUUUAUGGAGAUAUAUAACUGGUAGUUUCAAUUUCGAUUCAAAGACAUUGCUAGCUCCUUCAGCAGAUGGUACUUCACUUGAAGAGCCUACUAAGUAUAGAAGUUGGGUGCACAAUACUUCUCCCUUUGAAGAGCCUACUAAGUAUGUAAGAUGGGUGAAUAAAGUCUUGGAAUUGCAUCUUGGCACCUUCAUAGAUGAAAUGAGGAUUUCUUUUUAUUUCCGUGGGCAAUUCCCUUGCGAUAUUGAUGAUUGGAUUAAGUUUGUAAUGGAAAAGGGUGUUCAAAGGUUUGAAUUGGAUGUGUUAGCUGGCACGUUACCGGGUCAGUGGCUUAAAUUUUACGAUUUCCCAAGCCUGGAAAGCUUCAAAUUCUCAUUUAGGACUUCAAACAGUCAUCAUGUGUCACGGACUAUUGGUUUCACAGAUGGUUUUUGCUCCCUAACCACCCUUCGUUUGGUUGGUGUUAAUAUCAUGGAGGAGGAAUUCCAUCCGUUUCCCAAGUAUUUUCGUGAACUAAAAAAUCUCAAGGAAGUGGAAUUGUUUGUCAUGAGAGAUUCUGGUGACAGCCUUCUCAGUUUAGUUUCUGUGAUUAAGGCGUCUCCUAAAUUGGCUAAGUUUACUGUUGAGAGUGAUAAGAACAAGAGAGGGAGAGGUGAAAGCAGACAGCUUCCAAUGCCAGUUAAAGCAACUGGGGACAGUUUCUGUAGGGAUACUGAAAAUAACCAAAUUGUGGUAGUGUUUCUUUGUGGAUUUCUUAUAUGGAUGAUUCCUGACGUUAUAUCCAGUAUUGAUGACCAUUGUUUUCCUAUUAUGCCCUUACUAGUUGUUUCUCCAUCUCUCAGUCUUAACAAUUCCGAACAAGCCUCAAAAUAUUUGUUCAAUUGUGCUAAUAAUGUAGUUUAUGUGGCUCACGAGUUGGGUGCUUUGGCUAUGAAUGCUAGAUUAAAGGAGGUUUAUGAGAACAAGUUUCCUGACAAGAUUAGAACUGUAGCACAAGAAGAUAUGAUUCUGAGUUCGAAUAGACAGGUAAGAGGGGGUGAUCAAAUUGCAGAAAUAAAUUCUGAAAAAGAGGCGACUAAAUGUCAUCAUCAAUGCCUUAAGGUGGUGGAAUUGGUUGGUUUUGAUGGGAGUAGCAGCAGUGAAGUUGAUCUUGUUUUGCACAUACUUGAGGUUGCCGCAUCACUGGAGAAGAUAAUUAUUGAUCCUCGUCCUGUGUUAGAUUGUAAAGAUCCACCGAAAAGAGCCAGGAAGAUAGAAGAGGCUAGAGAGCGUGCUAGGCAGCUAAAAACAAUAUUACCUGAGACCGUUGAAUUAGUGAUGAUUCUGAGUUCGAAUAGACAGGUAAGAGGGGGUGAUCAAAUUGCAAAUAUAAAUGCUGAAAAAGAGGCAACUAAAUGUCAUCAUCAAUGCCUUAAGGUGGUGGAAUUGGUUGGUUUUGAUGGGAGUAGCAGUAGCGAAGUGGAUCUUGUUUUGCACAUACUUGAGGUUGCCGUAUCAUUGGAGAAGAUAAUUAUUGAUCCUCGUCCUGUGUUAAAUUCUAUAAAUCCACUGAAAAGAGCUAAGAAAUUGAAGAUGCUAGAGAGUGUGCUAGACAGCUAA
Molecule: messenger RNA, 1818 nt
Organism: Cornus florida
Lineage: Eukaryota; Viridiplantae; Streptophyta; Magnoliopsida; Cornales; Cornaceae
Exons: 10
Coding region: 1-1818 (605 amino acids)
Molecular function (GO): protein binding
Source: RefSeq, a predicted model, not a curated record